Molecule: messenger RNA, 3085 nt
Organism: Tripterygium wilfordii
Lineage: Eukaryota; Viridiplantae; Streptophyta; Magnoliopsida; Celastrales; Celastraceae
Product: WEB family protein At3g02930, chloroplastic-like
Exons: 3
Coding region: 266-2830 (854 amino acids)
Biological process (GO): reciprocal meiotic recombination
Source: RefSeq, a predicted model, not a curated record
UUAUGUUUGAUGUUUUGAACAACCAACCUAAAAGAAUUAUUUUGGGGUUUUUUUUUUUCCUUCUUAUCUUGUCCACUUUUUAGAUACAAAACACUGUAUUACUUCCUGAUCUUCAGAAGAAGAAAACAAGUCCUUCAGUCGGUUUUCUCAAAUUACAUUCUCUUUCUGUUUUAGAAUGUCUGCAAUUUAGCACACUCAUUUACUCAACAUCCCAUUCAACAAACAAACACAAAGUUUGGUGCUUUCUUUCUUCAACAUCAGCAACAUGUCCUCCAAAUCAAAAACUAGUUUGUCGUCUGAAACUCCAAACAAAGCACCACCAGCAGCUCCAAACAAAGCAUCACCAGCAACUCCAAGAAUCAGUAGAAUAAGCAGGGGAGCAAGUGCUAAAUCAGAACCUGAUUCACACUCUCCCCUGCAAAAUUCACGCCUUUCCAUUGAUCGGUCCCCGAGAUCUGUUACCUCGAAGCCAACUGUUGAUCGUCGAACACCAAAGGUUUCCACCCCACCUGAGAAACCGCAGACACGGGUUGUGAAGGGAUUGGAAUUACAAGCUCAGUUGAAUCUUGUUCAGGAAGAUCUGAAGAAAGCAAAUGAACAGAUAGCAUCCAUCAAAAAGGAGAAAGCACAAGCUAUUGAUGAUCUGAAAGAAGCUCAGAGAGUGGCCCAAGAGGCCAAUGAGAAGCUCCAGGAGGCAUUGGUGGCUCAAAAGCGAGCUGAGGAUGAUUCAGAGGUUGAAAAGUUUCGGGCUGUUGAGUUGGAACAAGCUGGUAUUGAGGCAGCUCAAAAGAAGGAAGAGGAAUGGCAGAAAGAGCUAGAAGCUGUGAGGAGCCAACAUGCUUUGGAUGUUGCCGCCCUUCUUUCUACUACUCAGGAGAUUCAAAGGGUGAAGCAAGAAUUGGCCAUGACUUGUGAUGCAAAAAACCAAGCACUCAGCCAUGCAGAUGAUGCCACUAAGAUUGCCGAGAUUCAUGCUGAUAAGGUGGAGAUUCUCUCGGGUGAAUUGACUCGGUUGAGGGCCUUGCUUGAUUCAAAGGUUGAAACUGAGUCCAGUGAAAGUAACAGGAUGAUCCUGAAACUCGAGGAGGAGAUAGACUUUUUAAAACAAGAACUUGAGAAAGCGACCAGUUUUGAGGGGAAGUUGGUGGAAAAGGAGGCCUCUAUUGAACAGCUUAAUGUUGAGCUAGAAGCUGCUAAGAUGGCUGAAUCAUACGCACAGAAUUUCGCAGAGGAGUGGAAAAACAAGGUUGAGGAAUUAGAGAGCCAGCUUGAAAAGGCAAAUAAGUUAGAAAGGUCUGCGUCAGAAUCUUUGGAGUCGGUCAUGAAACAACUAGAAGGAAACAAUGACUUAUUGCAUGAUGCAGAAUCUGAAAUUGCUGCUCUAAAAGAGAAGGUAGGGUUGUUGGAAAUGACAAUUGGAAGACAGAGAGGGGAUCUUCAGGAAUCAGAGCAUCGUCUUGACAAGGCAAAGGUCGAAAGUUCUGAAAUGGCAAAGAAGGUAGAGUCUCUAAAAUCUGAGCUGGAAACAUUCAAGGAGGAGAAAGUCCAGGCUUUGAACAAUGAAAAGCUAGCAGCUUCUAGUGUUCAAACCCUCUUAGAAGAAAAACAUAAACUCAUAAAUGAGUUGGAAAAUUCCAGGGAUGAAGAGGAGAAGAGCAAGAAGGCAAUGGAAAGCUUGGCAUCAGCCUUACAUGAAGUCUCGGCAGAGGCAAGGGAAGCUAAAGAAAAACUUUUGUCCAGUCAAGUUGAGCAGGCCAAUUAUGAGGCCCAAAUAGACGAUCUAAAGUUGGUAAUUAAAGCAACAAAUGAGAAAUAUGAGAGCAUGCUUGAAGAUGCAAAACAUGAGACUGAUGUUCUCACGAAAACUAUUGAACAAUCACGGGAUGAAUUGCAGAAGUCCAAGGCUGCGUGGGAGAAAAAAGAGCUUCAUUUGAUGAGUUCUGUAAAGAAAUCUGAAGAAGAAAGCUCUUCACUAGGAAGAGAAGUUGAUAGGCUACUAAAUUUGCACAAGCAAACGGAGGAAGAAACUUGUGCCGCUAAGGAGGUUGAGGCUCAGCUGAAGGAUAGCCUAAAAGAAGUUGAAUCUGAGGUAAUUUGUUUACAGGAAGCUCUAUCGCAAGCAAAGGCUGAAAACAUGAAACUUAAAGAAAAUUUGUUGGACAAAGAAAAUGAGUUGCAGGGUAUUAUCCAAGAAAAUGAUGAUGUCCGAAAUAGGGAAGCUAUUUCUCUGGAGAAGGUGGAGGUGUUGUCUAAAUUGCUUGAGGAAGCCACAUCCAAGAAGGAAACCGAGGAGAAUGGUGAGCUUACAGACAGUGAAAAAGACUAUGAUUUACUUCCAAAGGUGGUUGAAUUUUCUGAAGAAAAUGGGCAUGCAAUAGAAGAGAAGCCAAAAGUUGACCUUCCUGCACAGCAACACAAGGAAACCCAAAAAGAUGUUGCGAAGGAAGAGAACAACGGUGUGCACAACGAGGAUGUUCCAAUUGAAGCUGUUAGAGUUGAGAAUGUGAAUGGAAAGCCAAAGGAAGACAACAUCAAAGAAAAAGAAGAUGACACCGUUGAAGUUGAGUUUAAGAUGUGGGAGAGUUGCAAGAUCGAAAAGAAAGAGUUUUCUCCUGAAAGAGAACCGGAGCAGGAAUCCUUGGAGGAGGAAGUAGACUCAAAGGUCGAUGGUGGGGAGAACUUGGAUCAGAUAAAUGGGUUAUCUUCUGCAGAAAAUGGUGAUGAUGGUGGAAGCUCGCCGUCGAAGCAGCAGCAGCCGAAGAAGAAGAAGCCUUUGUUUCGUAAGUUUGGAGGCUUACUAAAGAAAAAGGGUACUAGCAACCAGAAGUAGGGGAAAAAGGACAUUUGUGGAUUGAGCUAUUGCUUGACUAGCAUGCAUGCAACUACAUGAUACUCUAUAUUGCAUUCAAAGGUGUUUGCUUUAUUUUUUUUUUUUGCAUAUUCUCAUUAUAGAUUCUGAUUCAAAACGAAUACCCAUGUAUUUGAUUAAGUUUUCUUCAUCCCCUUUCGAUGUGAUUACCCAUUUUUACUGGAGUGUCUUGUAUGUGAUGGAGUUUCUUCUUUAACAUUCAUUAUUCCUUUUUCA